AGUUGUGUUGUGUUUGGCACCAUACAAACACAAACUUUUAUCCUCUCCAUCUUCCCUUCACUUCAAUUCACUCUUUGCUCCUUUUCUGUUUCUUCCUCUCACUCUCUCUCUCUCUCAUCCCAUCUUCCAAAUUUGACAACCAUUUUAUCUGUAGUUUCCUCAUUUCUCUUCUUUUGUUCUCACACGUGUGUAAUUCUUGAGCACCAGAAGUUUAAUGGAAACUUGACUAUCAUCAACUUCUCCUGUUUUGGGAUUUCUGGAGUUUGACUGAAUGAACUCCCCAUGCCUUUAUUAGAUAUUGCUAUUCCGCAGUCUUCCUUCCAGAACUAUUUGGAGCAAUCAAGGGUGCAGCCAUCUAUUUUUUGUAAUAUACACAACUCUUGUCUGUUACAGCAUGAGGACAGAUGGGCAUCAUUUCGAAAGGCCUUUCAGAAUUCAAGAAACUUAAACUUUAAUUCAAGUCAUUUUCAUAAGAAAUCGCACCGUAAGUUUUUGGUUAAAGCUGUCGCCACUCUUGAACCAAAGUGUUCUGUUGAAAGUAAAGAUGCGGAGAAGCAAAGCAAUGUAUUGUCAAUUACCAUCGAAUCACAUGGAGAUUCAGAGGAACUUGAUGAGAGAGAAAAAUUGAGACGUAUACGGAUUUCUAAAGCAAAUAAAGGAAACACACCAUGGAACAAAGGCAGAAAGCACAGUCCUGAAACUCGCCAACGUAUCAAGGAGCGGACAAGACUUGCUAUGCAAAACCCUAAGGUGAAAAUGAAGUUGGCAAAUAUUGGUCAUGCACAAAGGUGGGUCCAGAUCAGUCAAGAGACAAGGGAAAAAAUUGCUGCUGGAGUGCGGAUUGGCUGGCAAAAACGUCGUGAAAAGCUAUUGGUUCAGGAAACCUGCCUCUUUGAUUGGCAGCACAUGAUUGCUGAAGCUGCUCGGAAAGGUCUUGAAGAUGAGGAAGAGUUGCAGUGGGAUUCCUACGAGAUCAUCAAUGAGAAAUUGCAGCAGGAGUGGUUGGCUAGCAUUGAGUACAGGAAAUUGACUCCCAGAACCAAAGGUAGCAAGAGAGCACCAAAAUCUCUUCAGCAACGGAGAAAAAUUGCUGAGGCCAUUGCUGCUAAAUGGGCGGAUCCUGAAUACCGUUCGAGAGUGACUAGUGGCUUGGCUAAAUAUCAUGGAAUACAAGAGGGAGCUGAGAGAAAGGUAAGAAAGAAAUCGCAGUCCCCAAGAACUCCUAAGAAAAAGAUCAGCACUGCAGAAGGGUCCACUGCAUCUGAAAUAAAGGGAAAGACUCAACAACCCAAGCUGAAGAAGAGAACCACUCCUAAGUACAAGGAUCCUUUGGCAAAUUCCAAAUUGGAAAUGUUGAAGAACCUCAGGGCACAGAGACUGGCAUCAGAAGCAAUGAAGAACGAAGCCUUGGAACGAGCAAAGCUCCUGAUAGCAGAAGCAGAGAAGGCUGCGAAGGCCCUCGAGAUUGCUGCAACGAGAAGCCCAGUUGCUCGAGCUUCCCUUAUUGAGGCAAGAAAGCUCAUCCUGGAAGCUACUCAAUCUAUUGAAUCAAUAGAGAACGAACAGAUUACAUCUGUAGAUGAUCUGACAUUGGGGCCACAAAAUCAUGCUCAGAAGAACGAACAUCCCCUCACAAAUGGCGGAUCGGUGCAAAAAUCUGAUGGCCAAAAUCCAGAUAGCAGUGUCUAUAAGAUGCCUAUGCUGGAAGAACUAGACAUGAAUCACCAUAAAGGGGUGAAUGGCACCAGCACUGGGUAUGUACAAAGAACAAGGAGCCAACAUCCAGAUAUUGAUUACUAUAAGAUACCUAUGCUAGAAGAUAUGAACGUGAAUCACCCGCUUCCAAGACAAGUUGGUGGGUAUGAGUUUUCAAAACUUGAUAUUGGGAGUUUCAUGGGUAAAUCUGAGUUAAGAGAGCUCAUUGAUCAACAACUUCUGCAUGAACUAAAUGGUGCGACCAAAUUGAAUGGUAUCUCUUCGCACGACCACAUAACAAAAUUGCAAAAUCAUGAAGAACAAGUACCUCCUGCUUCUGCAGAGACCGUUACCAAAAAAUGGGUCUGUGGAAGACUGGUUGAAAUAGGGGAAGGUGAGUGAAAAUACAGUGCAAAUUCGGUAAAGUUAUCAUGAAAACUAGUGUUCCUUCAAAACUUCAAGAGGAGAGCUAGCAGAGAAUGCGGGAGAUCUGAAGGCGCUCCAGGUAGAAUUCUUGUUUAAGUAGGCGACCAAGAAAAAUUUACAUAGCACCACAUUUUCUUUUGUAUUAUCCAUUGGUUAUUAUUAUUACUGUAGUUUGAAGAAUUUUGUAGUCGCAGGAUCAUGAUUGUAUAUGUUGUAUUGGACGAAAUAAUUUGGUUCGAGAUAAUCUUCUUACUA
Molecule: messenger RNA, 2376 nt
Organism: Beta vulgaris subsp. vulgaris (sugar beet)
Lineage: Eukaryota; Viridiplantae; Streptophyta; Magnoliopsida; Caryophyllales; Amaranthaceae
Exons: 7
Coding region: 283-2097 (604 amino acids)
Molecular function (GO): DNA binding
Source: RefSeq, a predicted model, not a curated record